AUGAUGUCUGAUGCUAAGCCAUUCAAGGAAUUCAUGCGUCAAAUCAUGGACUCCCCCAAUGAGAACCAACAAAAGAUUCUAUCAAAAGAAGCUAUCGAUAAAGUCAAAUUAAACACCAGAAGACUCAUUCGUCGUCAAAGGAAAAGGCUUAGCAGAUUGCAAAUGCUGUUUGGAUGGAAUAUUCAUUAUGUUGACGUCACUGGGUGCUUAUUAGUGCUUCGGACUAUUUAUGGGUUAUGGAUGUGGUUGAACCGUCACUAUAAAUUAUCGAAUCUUUCCUUGAGAAAGAAAAGAAUCAAAAUGCACAGCUUGAAGAAAAUCUAUAUCCUUCAAUUUCUUCUCCUCUUACUGAGCAUUUCCUUUUCAAAAUCAAUAUCCCAAGAGACCCCAGAGAGGUAUGGUGAUAGUAUAAGAAGUUUACUAACCCCAUGCUCAGUUCUAAAUUCCACAACUUGUUUUGAUAAUAUUCCGGAUCAUGUGCCAAAUCCUUGCAACGAGUGUAAUAAGCCUGAUGGACAUUGUGGAGCUGGGUUAAGAUGCAUUUGCCACCCAAAAGAGUGCAAGGAUACGGUGAUUUCAGUUGAUGCAGUUCUGAAGCCUUGCUGGAACAUAGUUUUCUUUCUACUAUUUUUCCUCAUCCUGAAGAACUAUUUCCAGGCCUUCUGA
Molecule: messenger RNA, 666 nt
Organism: Fraxinus pennsylvanica
Lineage: Eukaryota; Viridiplantae; Streptophyta; Magnoliopsida; Lamiales; Oleaceae
Source: the annotation of a GenBank genome assembly